UGUCCCCUGGGUGUGAGAGAACUCGCCUUGCUACUCGCUGUCUGCCUCUGAUCAAAAGUAACAACUAAUCAAAUCAGGAAGAAAUCAUUUAAAAAACCUAAUCAGUGGUAGGAACUGAUUAGGGACAGUUUUAAAACAUCUAAUUCAUAAAAACAAUAAAAAUGUAUUUAAAGUAAAUGCCAAUUAAGAUAAAUGAUUUAAAAUGAUGUACAUUAAAAAACAAUCCAUGAUAAGGGAAGCUGUUAUAACAAACACAUACUUGGAAUAUCAGAUGCUACGUGGCCUGAAGAAGACAGCUGAUUGGAGAACGGUGUAAACAAAGAUCCACAGUAAAAUCUAACAGGAGGCUCGGUCUAAUGCAUUUGCCAGAUCCUUUGCUGCCGGAGAGGUGAGUGCACAUUUUUUUACUGAGAACAAAACAGCUUUGUUUCUAAUGUACGUGAGUCAUGUGUGACUUAAAUAUGAGAGCUUUAAUAUGUUGAAAGGCUGCAUUGCUAUUUUUCUCCUUUUUUGUAAUUUUUUUAUUCAUUUCGGAAACAAAAAUUAUUUCUACUUAGUCUCACCUAAAAUGUGAUAUGAUGCCAAUAAACUAAGCACAUUAGUGAUUGAAAUAUUUGAAAUGGUUUGACUUUAAAUUCCUUGUCUUUUACCCAGUGCAGUUUAUAGAUUCCCAACCAUCACUGUCAACUAACGUUUGUUAAAUUCUCUAAGAAAAUGUAAAAAAGAAAAUAAGCAAAUAAAAUUAUUAAAAUGAUUUACUAUAUGUACUAAACAAACCUAGGGUUUUUCUAGAAUUUUAUAGCAUUUCUAACUAGGUGCAGGAUGCAAGGAGUUUACAAAGUUGAGAAAGAGGAAGGGAGUCUUGAUGGUGUGAACUGGAUUCGCCCUGAUCAGCCCAGCAGAUGUACCUGGGAGUUGGGCUUGACGAUGUCAGAGUCCCCACAUGAUCACCGAAAAAACCUCCAGGCUCCCAGCAUUCUACCCAACAUCCUUAGUAAAAUUGGACUCACGCCUCUGGUUUGUUUGAACAAAAUUCCAAAGGAAUAUGGCCUCAAGUGUGAAAUUUUGGCCAAGUGCGAGUUCUUCAACGCAGGAGGCAGUGUAAAAGACAGGAUUGCUGUUCGGAUGGUUGCGGAAGCAGAGAGAGCUGGGAUCCUCCAACCUGGGAACACCAUCAUCGAACCCACCUCUGGAAACACAGGUAUUGGCCUUGCCCUCACAGCUGCGGUCAAAGGCUAUCGCUGUAUUAUCACCAUGCCGGAGAAGAUGAGCAUGGAAAAGGUGUCUGUGCUACAAGCUCUCGGAGCAGAAAUUGUGCGUACACCUUCAUGUGCAGCUUUUGAUUCACCAGAAUCCCACGUGCGCAUGGCUUGGCGUCUAAAGAACCAGAUCCCCAACUCCGUUAUCCUCGACCAGUAUCGAAAUCCUUACAAUCCUCUGGCUCAUUACGAUACCACGGCUGAGGAAAUCUUAGAUCAGUGCCAUGGCAAACUGGACAUGUUUGUGGCCGGAGCUGGCACAGGUGGGACCCUUACUGGUGUUGCACGGAAGCUGAAGGAGCGAUGCCCUAAUAUUAAGAUUGUUGGCGUGGACCCUGAGGGCUCUGUCCUGGUCGAAUCAAAAGAAAAAAAAGAAAAAACAAAAGUUGCGUUUGAAGUAGAAGGCAUUGGAUACGACUUCCUCCCUACAGUCUUGGACAGAUCUCUCAUCGAUGUGUGGUACAAGUCGACUGAUGUGGAGACGUUCACCAUGUCACGUAAACUGAUCAGAGACGAGGGACUCCUGUGUGGUGGGAGCUCUGGCUCAGUGAUGGCAGCAGCAGUGAAGGUGGCUCAGCAGCUUGAGGAGGGACAGCGCUGCGUUAUCAUUCUGGCCGAUUCAGUCAGAAAUUACAUGUCCAAGUUCUUGUCUGACGACUGGAUGCAAGAGAAAGGCCUUCUCCACCCUGAGCCUCAGAUGGACUUCAAACCCUGGUGGUGGAGUCUGACCGUCCAGAGUUUACCUCUGUCUACACCUGUCACUGUCUCACCGUCACUCUCCUGCCAGACAACUAUUCAGAUCCUGAAGGAGAAAGAAGUAAACCAGGCUGUGGUCAUCGAUCAGUCAGGGAUAUUCAUGGGAAUGGUAACAGUUGGAACCAUUCUGUCCUCUCUAUCUACUGGAGCGAUCAAACCCUCAGACACUGUGGACAGAGUUGUCUGUAAAAUUUACAAACAGGUGCAGCUGAAAGACAGCCUGGUAAAGUUAUCCACUAUCCUGAGAGCAGACGGCUUUGCUGUGGUUCACACUGAGGGUAAGUUUUAGGUACAAUAAUAUGUUUGUGGGAUUGAUUGUUAAUUUCAUGGACACAAUUAUUUUAAAUAAAAGCAGGCAAUAUGUGUUCUGACCAGGGAUAGUACUACAGAAUAUAUAUUAUACAACUGUAGUAUCAGAACUAAAAAAAACACACGUAGUUCUUGAAUAAAGGGCAGCUUUGGAAUUCAUCCAAGUAAAAAAAAAAGAAAAGUCUUGCAGUUCUAUAUGAGCAAAUUUGGAAGUUUAUUUUGGGAUCCAGUUGUGAGCUGGAUUGGACAAAUUCUGUAGAACAGAUUUGGCCCAUGGGCCGCCAGUUAAUAAUCACUGGUCUAGAAGUAGCAUUAGGAGGUGAUUUGAAUGAAAGUAGUCUGAUCUGCUGUGGGGACAUCUGAAAAAGACAGUAAAACAUUAGAACUGUUCCAGUGUUCUGCACUUAAAUGUCAUCUAGUUAGAAACAAAUGUUUAUUUUUUCUUCAUCUUUUAUCAUUAUCAUGCUUCGAGUUGAAAUAUGCACUGACAACAUUCCUUGGUGACGUCACCUGUCCUGCCAUUAAUGGCAUUGUACAGUUUUACUGUUCAAUGCACUCAUUCCAGAUGAGUGUGAUGGAUCACCGCAACAGGAGCAGAGACUAACUGGUGUUGUGACGACCAUCGACCUCCUCAACUACAUCAGCACACCUGAAAAUGAGAUAAAGUGAACACUAAUAUGCCCCAGGUCUCCUCUAUCCUUAAUUUAAUACUCCUGUAGAACACCUGUUAUGUUUUUAUGUAGGGAAUGUAAAAUGUCCAGCACACAUAUAUUCUUACUAUGAUGUCACAGAAGUUAAAACAUUAAAAAUGACUCCUUGUUCUGGAAAGGGAGCCUCUGACAACACUACUCUUAUAUAUAGUGUGUUGACACAAAGGCUGCUCAUUGUUUCUUUGUUUUUUUUCUCUGGAGACUUAGUUUCAUGCCUGUCAUGAAAAUAUUUUGGUUGAAUUUGAUGUUUAAAACAGUGUCAACAUUUAAAAUAAACACGUUAAGGGUCCGUAAUUCCAAGGUUUACCAGAUGAGGGCAGAAAAGGUACAUUGUAUUGAAACCGGCAGCUUGAACCUUUAAGUACAAACCACAGUUCCAUGUGAAUUGAUAAAUUGUAUAUAAAGUAAGCAAUCUCUAGACAGAAUUUAACACUUGGCGAUAUUACAAUAACGUCUUGCACAUUUCGAACAAAGUGUUUUAAUUUAGUUUUAAUUUAUAUAUUUAUAUUAUUAUAUACAUUAUUUUGUAAUACCAUACCAUGUUUUUUUCCCGCAUACUAUCUCCCCUUGUUAUCUGUUUGUUUAGUUUCAAUAACGUUUAUAUUAGCAAAGGGUUGUCUCUAUUUGUUGUAAUUGUGUGCAUACAUUUUCUAAACAAUGGUGAGUUUCAUUGGGGAAUUUAAUAGCAAAUCUUUUGUCUUUAGAUGCUCUGUCGAAUUAUGUUAUAUUUUAACAGAAGUGAAACCGGUAAUCAGAAUAAAUACACACUCAGUUAAAGAUUGACAGAAACGACCGAGGUCAAACUUUGAAGAUUUCACAUAAAGGUGGAUGGCAGUGUGACAGUAAGAUGAGUGUAAAAAGAAUAUACAGGAACAACAAAUGGCAUUAAGGUCAAUAACUAAAGACACAUGAAUGGCUGACUUCUCUUUGUUGUUGGAUCACUGUGAUGGUGACAUUUACCUCUGAGGGGUUUAAAAAAUGGUGACCUUUCAGUUUGACACUUGAUGUCACAAAGAAGACGUCAGUGUGACAGAACAGAUAAAGCUUGUCGGUCAAAAGUAGCAGUGAACAAUGUAAAGAAGAAAAACAAAACACACAAAAAUGUCUCUGCAAACUGCAUUUUUUUUUCAUCGCCAUCUAAUAGAAUGAAAACUGAAACAAAAUGACAGUCUUGUGAAAAUAAUACUAUAACAAAUGAGGUGAAAUAUGCAGAAAAUAUUCAUGAAUGAACAACAUUUAGAUAAUUAAUUUUUCCUUAUGGGAGGUCAUAGAAAUGCAGUGUAAGUGCCCUGGCCUAGCUCUUUUUAAAAAAAUUCUCUUAGUCAAGACCUAGUCAACACUGUUUAUACCAAAUACCCCAAAGCUGAUAAAUACAUUGAACAGGACUUCCUUCUAUUUACGUAAACCCCCUAGAGGAAACACACUGCAAUACCUCUGACCUUUAGAAUGAUUCUUUGGAGACGGGGCUGCACACUGUUUAUCUAAUUUAUCCCGUGUCAGACAUUGUUGAAUGAGCUGGAAAUGACAGGAAAGGUACACACUGUAGUUAGUGCUACCUUGAUUGGUUAUGCUUAACUUUGAGACCCCUUUUGUUGUAUAUUUCCGUCAAUGUUGUGAUUAAAAUGUAUAAUCAAGCGUUCCAUUGCUGAGGGAGAGGAUUCACCCACCAUAAAAUAAAAAUAAUUAUAAUUUUUCUUUUUAUUCUUUGGUUAAUUAUUUUUUAAUUUCCUGAGUAUUCUUCCUUUAAUCUGGUUUGCUUUGGCUAUUACAUUACAAAACAUUUAGCAGACUCUUUAUCCAAAAAGACUUACGAUAUGUAUGAGAAACUUAGCAAUUUAACUAAAGCGAUUAAAAAGAAAUAUCUUUCAAUGCAGUUCCCUUGGUAACAAGCAAACCCUUGCCCUUUUAGACCGCUGGCAAUAAUAUGGACCGCACCAUUUUCUGUCUGCUAGUUGGGGGUGCGUUGAGAUUUCAGUAAACGUCUAUGUGUUUUGCGACGACGAAAUUGUAAUACACUUGUAUUGAAACACAUUUCUAAACGUAUCUUGAUAUAUUAAAGGGAUAUAUAUGUUCUAAUAUUUAAAUUUAAGCUCUAAAAUUAUUCUCAGCUCAUCCCGGAAAGACCCCCACACGUCACAUUGACGCUGGUACAGUAAGCUGUCAGAAGCUUGUUGCUUAAAUCUGUGCUGUACUGCAAAAGUAAAGAAGAAACGCUGUCUGGGACGUUGACAAGAUACCAAGGUGAUAUAUUUGAUUUAACCCCAACAAAAACGGUUAGCUGAAAAUAAGAAUUAUUUAGAGGUUUUCGAGAACACUUGGUUUUGAUGAGUUCGGCGGCGCUGCAGUGUCGUCUGCCUCUGGCUGCUGCGUGAUCGCUGUCUCCUCCAGCAUGAUGAGGUCACAAUCAGAAAGUGCCUUAGAGAAGAUGUCGUCCACCUGAAGUUGGUCUUUUAUGCCUCUGUCUGUGAGAUACCAGCACAGGGUACUUUACCGUCUGACAGCACUUCACCAUUAUUUUGCACAACCUUAGCACUUCAGAGAAGGCUUAAACUGGACUUUAUUGUCAGAGUGGAUGAAGAUUACAUUUUUGUCACAGGUGCAAUACCUUUAAGGGCCAAUUUUCCCAGCUUUACACCGAGAUGUUUUUCAUUGGUGGGUGAUUUGCCAGCUAUAGGAUUCUUCUGCUUCAGCUAACGGACUGCUCACAAAGUUCUUUUGGAAGUUAAGAUCUCACACAAAGUCCUUAAGCAACGCUUCUGGUGUACAAAGCAUUUAAAAAAGAGAUUUUUGAAUUUUAAUAUUUAAUGCACAGUUGAAACAAUCAAACA
Messenger RNA from Cynoglossus semilaevis (tongue sole), 5862 nucleotides. RefSeq names its product muscleblind-like protein 2a. Gene Ontology annotation, cellular component: cytoplasm; nucleoplasm. The transcript is spliced from 14 exons. Bases 823 to 2304 code for a protein of 493 amino acids. Gene Ontology annotation, molecular function: metal ion binding; RNA binding; cystathionine beta-synthase activity. The record is from RefSeq and is a predicted model, not a curated record. Gene Ontology annotation, biological process: regulation of RNA splicing. Lineage: Eukaryota; Metazoa; Chordata; Actinopteri; Pleuronectiformes; Cynoglossidae.